Thrips palmi is the source of this 3629-nucleotide messenger RNA. Its product is annotated as serine/arginine repetitive matrix protein 1-like. Lineage: Eukaryota; Metazoa; Arthropoda; Insecta; Thysanoptera; Thripidae. The record is from RefSeq and is a predicted model, not a curated record. The coding region runs from base 366 to 3368 and encodes 1000 amino acids. Gene Ontology annotation, cellular component: nucleus. Gene Ontology annotation, biological process: regulation of transcription by RNA polymerase II. The transcript has 3 exons. Gene Ontology annotation, molecular function: DNA-binding transcription activator activity, RNA polymerase II-specific; RNA polymerase II cis-regulatory region sequence-specific DNA binding.
CACACCGCCGCGACGUUGUAGUCCAAGUCGACAAGAAGGCACCCGUCGAUCACUUCCAACCGGUGUUUGCCACUUUCUUCACCACAAUAUUUAUUUCCUUGAAGAGUCACGAAUUCCUCCGUAUAUUAGCUCCACGCCGCCGACGCCGACCGUCAAGGGAUUAUGUUCGUUGCCGCUGCUGCUGGCUGCUGGCUGGCGCGCGAGUCUCGUCUUGUCAGCGAGCAGCGUCAGCCCCCUCCUCCCUCCCUCCGCCACCCUGCGCCGAAAGGAAACACUGUUUUGUUUUUGUUUGUGUCGCGAGCACGCGCACACUCACACGCGCACGAGGACAGUCAUCGCAACGAAGGAGCCACGCUGUUAGAGAGAUGGGCGACGCAGUGGCUCGAGGCGUCAUGUGGACGUCCUCGGCGGCCUCGGGGAGACACACCUGCCUGGUGUGCCCGUUGACGUUCGCCACGGCCCGCGAGUCCGUCAUGCACAUGAGGGCCGUGCACCUCCACCCGCAGCCCUUCCGCUGCAUGGCGUGCGGGCAGCGCUUCGGCCGCCACCACGAGCUCACGGCGCACAUCGCCGGGCACGACCGGGAGGGCCUCGGGGACGACGGCGCCGAGCAGGACGACGCCGUCAAGCAGGAGGGCGUCAAGCAGGACGACGCCGUCAAGCAGGAGGGCGCCAAGCAGGAGGACGCCGUCAAGCAGGAGGGCGUCAAGCAGGACGACGCCGUCAAGCAGGAGGGCGUCAAGCAGGACGACGCCGUCAAGCACGGCAGCGCCAAGCAGGAGGGCCUCAAGCACGUCGGUGCCAAGCACGUCGGCGCCAAGGAGGACGCCGUCAAGCACGGCAGCAUCAAGCCCGGCAGCGUCAAGCGGGACGCCGUCAAGCAGGACGCCGUCAAGCAGGACGCCGUCAAGCAGGAUGCCGUCAAGCAGGACGCCGUCAAGCAGAAUGCCGUCAAGCAGGACGCCGUCAAGCAGGACGCCGUCAAGCAGGACGACAUCGCACGUGAUGGCGAUACCCAUGCCGCCGUUCAAGGCUCGCAGGGCUUGCCACCACCGCGCCGAGGCCAGGGACGCCCGGGACGCCCUCAACGAGGCGCACCUGCUAGUCGCUGCCGCAGAGGAAGUCCUCCGGAUCGUGGGCCCCUCAAGGAGGAGGUCCCAGAACGCGGCACGGUGCCUGCCCGCGCUGGGCGGCGCAGUUCGCGAAGCAGCCGUCGGGACGGAGCCCCACCUCCCCUCAGCCCACCGAUUGGCCCACAGGAGAGUCUUCUUCCAAGCGGUGAUGAUGCAGUAAGACCAUCUGAAAAUGGUCUCGCCUCUAACAUCGCAGGUUCAGGCCCAAGCGAGGAUCAGCAGCAUGGUCAACUUGGAAAAUUCCAAAAGCGCCGAGGAAACACCGGCCGCCGGGGCAGUCGGUCCAAGUCUAUGCAGCCGCUCCGGUCUCCGAGCAGUGAGGACACCAUCGAGGGCGGUUCGUCGGUUCAGCCUCGGGGUACCGUCCUGGCCAGUCCACCGGCGAAGCCUCAGGAUCUCGUCCAUACUGCUACUCCAGCUCCCCUCCCGGACCUCGUCCAGCAGACUGUCACUCCAGCGCCCCUUCCGGACCCACCCCAACAGACCAGCACGCCAGCGCCCCUUCCGGACCCGGUCACACUGACUAAGUCUUCGGCGCGCGACAGCAGCCAACAGCAAGGAAGCUCGCGGGGACGCGGCCCAGGUCAUGCCCGCGUGGGGAGCAGAUCCCGGUCCCGGCAGAAACGUCCAUCGGGGAGCAGCGAGGACAUCGCCGAGGAUGGUCCGUCGGCGCAGCCUCAGAACGACCUCGAGACAAGUCCAACGGCGCAACUGCAGAGCAUCUACGAGAAUAGACCAUCGGUAAAGCCUCUUGACCCCAAACAGCAGGCCAGUUUUUCAGCACUGUUACAGGACCUCUCCCAACCAGCUGGCCCUUUGGUGCACAGUGACGACCAACAUCAGAGAGGCACUCGGGGUCGUGGCAGAGGCCGAGGCCGUGGCCGCGGCCGAGCUCUCGGUCGGGGCCGAAGCCAUGGACUGGUGGACCGUGGCGAAAGGAUGCUGGAGGCCAACACCGUUCAAACCCAGGACACGUCGCCACUGCCGUCCUUGACGCCGCGGAAGAGGCAGGCGGACAAUGCCCUCUCGGAGAGCAUGGUCAAGCGCCGCGGCCCGCUGCCCCCGCCAAGGCCCCCGCCCUCCACUGGUGUCUCGGCCACCAGCGAGAUGGCCGUCGAUGUCGUCCAGCAGGCCUUGCCCCUGGCUGAUCCAAGUCCUUCCCCUCCGCUUUUGAACUUCGCUGGUCCUACAAGUCUUCCGCCUCCGCUCCAGGACUUCUUAGAGCCGCGAAAUCCUUCGCCCCCGCUUCUGGACUUCGCAGGGCUGGUUAGUCGUAGGCCGCCGAGCCCUUCUCCGUCAAGCCCUUCGCUGCCAAGCCCUUCGCCGUCAAGCCCUUCGCCGUCAAGCCCUUCGCCGUCAAGCCCUUCGCCGCCAAGCCCCUCGCCGCCAAGCCCUUCGCCGUCAAGCCCUUCGCCGCCAAGCCCUUCGCCGUCAAGCCCUUCGCCGUCAAGCCCUUCACCGCAGCACCAGGAUCCCGACUUUAGUCCUUCGGUGUUCAACGGUGAGCGACCAAGAAGCAUUCCAGGUCCACGCCUUGGACGUCCGCGUGGCCGAGGACGGGGCCGCGGGGGCCGCGGACGGGGCCGAGGGCGUGGUCAGGGACCGGGCCGCUCAGUUAGGCCGCCGUCCAGCUCCUCGGAUACUUCGCCGCCCCUCUCCGAUGCCUUCGCCAUGAGCGGGAUCGUCGGCGAGCCCGCCACCACCCUGCAAGCGCCCCGCCGUGGCGGAAUAGCGAAGCUAGCGAAGCAGGCCGACACUGUCGGCCCACCAAAGGCUGCCGUACUGUCCCCUCUGAAGACGGCAGCUACGUGGGACGAGACGACGGACAACAUCCCCUCGAAGCAGGACGGAGAGUCCACGCUGCCGCCGUUCGAGCCAGACGCGAAGCAGCCGAGGAAGACCAGGAGUUCGACGGGCGUGGCCUGCACUGUGGCCCCCGCCCAGGCCAGGAGCAGCGCGCCCAGGGGCCGUGGCGGCCGUGGCGGCGCCGUGGCCAAGACCAGGGUGCCGAGGCGCCUCUCCGUGCCCAACAAGCCGCUCCCUCUACACGCCCUGCUGGAGCUGCUGACGAAGGACGACGCCAAGCCUCGGAAUCUGUUUCUGACGCCGAAGCGAAGAAGCAAGAGCGUGGGGCCUCGCCUGGGGCGCAGCACCAAGCGCUUCACCUGCGACGUUUGUGGGAAGGGAUACUCCCAGGAGGAGUCUCUUCAGUACCACAAAGCCUACCACAAAUAAAUGCCUGAGACGAUUUUACAUUCUCCUACAUUCACUUUUGUUUUUAACGUUCCGUUUUCAUUUUUAGUGAUUGUCGUGUAAUCUUGAAAGUAUAUAUUUUGUUUUAAGAGAUUGCCACAUUAUCCUUGAAAUGUAAGGGUUUUGCUUGUAUUUAAUUUUUAUGCAAGGUCCUGAGGGAAAAAAUGAUUCAAAACUGUUGAGAAGAAACACAAUUACAUCUGUUGUGAAUUUAAUUUAGGAACUUAUCCGCACAGAGGAUAA